AUGGUGUAAUCAUAAAGUUGCUUAAAUUCCUCUGGAUAAUAAGUAGAUUGGUGGUUUAUAUUAAAAAUGCCAAGAAGUAGUAGUGAGGAUUGGUCAGGUAAUUUAUGAUUUUGAUAUAAGGUUUGGAAUACUUUUAUUGUGAUAGUGUAAAUGAUUGUAAGGAAUUCCUAUUACAAGAGGAUAAUUUGGAUAUGAGUGAUUCUGCACUAAUGAAAACAAUUAAAACGAUUGAUUUUACAGAUACAAACGUAGUUAGUAUGUUAUGGAGUGAUUAACCUUAAAAAGAUGUUACUUAUUCUAAUCAUGCACAUUCUAAGGGAAUAAUGAGUGCAAGAUUAGGAGGUGAUUAAAAAGCAUUUAUAAUCGCUCAUUCAACACCAAGAUUUCCUAAAUUAAAUGAUGAAUAUAAGUAAAUAUAAAUAUAUAAUUAGUAUUGAUGAUAAAGUAAAUAAUAAUUUUGUUAAAAAUGGAUAACAUUUCUUAUGUUUAUCAACAACAACCAAUGAUAUUAAUGAUUAUUUAGCAUAUCAAUAUUAUUUAGCAGAAAUUUAGAUUUAUAAAGUUAGUGCUACACCUGGAAGAAAUUUUAAGAAUAAUUAUCAAAAUCUUUUUUUAUUAUGGUCAUCAAAAAAACCAGGGAGAGGAGAACCACAUUACAAUUAUAUCCGAUUUGUAAAAAAAAAUAUUUAAAUAAGAUAGAUGAUUUUUAUAGUAAAGUAUCUUUUCUUACUAGAAGUUCAUCAAAUUUUUAAAUUUAUUCAAAAAAUUAAAAAUUUGAAUAAGAUUUCUAUGCUGAAAUUGUAGCUCCUGAUCUAAAAUAAGAUCUAAUUAUGGAGACUUGGGUGAGAAAAAGAGCUGAUAAAGGAUUAGAUAAACCAGAAUGCACAAAAUUAUUUAAAACAUCUUCUAAUGAAUAAGUACAAUUUUAAGGAAAGAAAAAUAAUUAAGAUAUUACAUUCACAUAUCUCUACACAAAAGAUCAUUCAAAAUAUGGAAUAACCCUUCCUAAAGAUUCUAAAGAUUCCUCCUACAUCUCAAUAAAUUAUUCAAAUCCUUCUUUAAAAGGAUAAAUAUUUACAAAUAUUCACAAUGUUAGAAUAAAAGAAAAUUAAUAUUAAAAUGAAGAUGAUAUUACUAAUACUGAUGAUGAAGAAAUUGUAGAUAAUAAUACAGAUGAUGAAUUUCUUAGGAGAAAAAGAAAAAGGGAUUACUCUGAAGAUGAUAUUCNUUAUUGUGAUAGUGUAAAUGAUUGUAAGGAAUUCCUAUUACAAGAGGAUAAUUUGGAUAUGAGUGAUUCUGCACUAAUGAAAACAAUUAAAACGAUUGAUUUUACAGAUACAAACGUAGUUAGUAUGUUAUGGAGUGAUUAACCUUAAAAAGAUGUUACUUAUUCUAAUCAUGCACAUUCUAAGGGAAUAAUGAGUGCAAGAUUAGGAGGUGAUUAAAAAGCAUUUAUAAUCGCUCAUUCAACACCAAGAUUUCCUAAAUUAAAUGAUGAAUAUAAGUAAAUAUAAAUAUAUAAUUAGUAUUGAUGAUAAAGUAAAUAAUAAUUUUGUUAAAAAUGGAUAACAUUUCUUAUGUUUAUCAACAACAACCAAUGAUAUUAAUGAUUAUUUAGCAUAUCAAUAUUAUUUAGCAGAAAUUUAGAUUUAUAAAGUUAGUGCUACACCUGGAAGAAAUUUUAAGAAUAAUUAUCAAAAUCUUUUUUUAUUAUGGUCAUCAAAAAAACCAGGGAGAGGAGAACCACAUUACAAUUAUAUCCGAUUUGUAAAAAAAAAUAUUUAAAUAAGAUAGAUGAUUUUUAUAGUAAAGUAUCUUUUCUUACUAGAAGUUCAUCAAAUUUUUAAAUUUAUUCAAAAAAUUAAAAAUUUGAAUAAGAUUUCUAUGCUGAAAUUGUAGCUCCUGAUCUAAAAUAAGAUCUAAUUAUGGAGACUUGGGUGAGAAAAAGAGCUGAUAAAGGAUUAGAUAAACCAGAAUGCACAAAAUUAUUUAAAACAUCUUCUAAUGAAUAAGUACAAUUUUAAGGAAAGAAAAAUAAUUAAGAUAUUACAUUCACAUAUCUCUACACAAAAGAUCAUUCAAAAUAUGGAAUAACCCUUCCUAAAGAUUCUAAAGAUUCCUCCUACAUCUCAAUAAAUUAUUCAAAUCCUUCUUUAAAAGGAUAAAUAUUUACAAAUAUUCACAAUGUUAGAAUAAAAGAAAAUUAAUAUUAAAAUGAAGAUGAUAUUACUAAUACUGAUGAUGAAGAAAUUGUAGAUAAUAAUACAGAUGAUGAAUUUCUUAGGAGAAAAAGAAAAAGGGAUUACUCUGAAGAUGAUAUUCCUUAACAAAGAAAAAGAAAAAUCGAAAAAAAAGUUAAAUAUGUAUGUGUCAGUGAUUUGAAUAGACAAGAAUCAUAAUGGGAAAGAGGAGGACUUGUUUAUUGCUUUUAGAAUGAUAAUUUAUGGAAUCAUAUUAACAAAGCAUUUAUAGGGAAAUAAAUUUGUAAAGAUUGA
Molecule: messenger RNA, 2495 nt
Organism: Paramecium sonneborni
Lineage: Eukaryota; Ciliophora; Oligohymenophorea; Peniculida; Parameciidae
Source: the annotation of a GenBank genome assembly